AUGGCAAGCUCAACACAUUCAAUAGAAAACUCUCCAACAUCAACCAUGUCUUAGGCUCCUAAAAUUAAAGAGGAAUCUAUUACUAUUGGCUUGAGUUGGAAAGCAAUACUUAGAAAAAAAAAUUAGACUAAACGCCCGAAUUAAAAACUAACUCCAAGGUUAUCAGAAUCGAUAAAAUCAAAGAACAUACCCAAGAAUGUAGCCAAAGCCAUCAUACAAUAAAUCCUUAAUAACAAUGUAUAGGAGCAGAUAGAAGAAAAAGAGGAGUUCUUGAAAUUCAUCAUUAAAAAUAGAAAAAUUUAGAAUCUAGCUUACCUGAUGAAAAUAACAAGACCUCAUAAAUUAGAAAGGCUAAACAAAUUACAUAAAUAGUUUAGAUAGAUUUGGUAUGCAAUAAAUGUAAUCAUAUUUUUAGUUGGAAUUUUCUGAAAAAGUAGUAUGUACCAUAUAUAUUCAAUUCCAGAAUUAAAAAUCCAGAAGGCCAUUUGCAAUACAGGAAUCAAUUAAUGAAAGUGUUUGCUCAAAAAUAAUGA
Messenger RNA from Paramecium octaurelia, 533 nucleotides. The record is from the annotation of a GenBank genome assembly. NCBI's taxonomy places the organism in Eukaryota, Ciliophora, Oligohymenophorea, Peniculida, Parameciidae.